UAUCCAAAAACGGAAUCUUUGCCAACUGCCAUGAAAGUUGAAAUUGAAACCCUUUUAAAUAGGAAGGCCCCUUAUAAAAUCACCCCUUCAGGCCUCAUCACCACCCCUUCCUCGAAAACCUGCAAAAAGAGUAGGAAAACAAUGGCUACAUUCUCCACUCGCAGCUAUACUCUCUCUUUUAAUCUCCAAAUCUUCAUCUUCAUCUUCCUUACAGCAAAACCCAUUUCCUCUUUUGCGCAUCCGGCCCUCGACAACAACCUCUGCUUUGAUCCCCACAUUUCCCUCUUCGGUGAUGCGAGGGUUGUGGAUGGAAGCUCUACCGUGCAGAUCACGCGCUCUCACGCGCUAAGUUCCGGGCUUUUAUUGCUGGACAAGCCCUUCAAGUCCACAUUAGCAUGGAAUGUGGGUCGACCGACGUCUUUUUCAACCGAGUUUUCCUUUUCCAUAGCUCCUGGUAAUUCCGACGGUUUAGCUUUUGUUCUCAUCCCUAAUGGUUUUCACACAAGAUUUCAGGGACAAGGGAUUUUUGGUCUUUCCGGUGAAAAUACGUUUCUGGGUGUUGAAUUUGACACGAAGAGAGAUGAUAAAGCUGGGAGCUUUAAUGCUAACCAUGUACGAAUCGAUAUUCAUGGUCUUGAAUCCGUCAAGGUUAGCAAUUUGUCAUCACUGAAUUUAGUGUUAAACAAUGGGGAUGUGUUGAAAUCUUGGGUUGACUAUGACUCAAGCUCAAAACUUUUACAAGUUAGAUUGAGUAAGCGUGAUGGAAAUAGGCCUUUGAACCCAGUUCUAGCAUACCAAAUUGAUUUGAUAGAAAUGUGGGGAAAUGAGGAUAUUUUUGCUGCCAUAAUAUCAACGGCCGAUGGUGAAUCUUCACAGACUAGUAGCAAUGUUAAUGUUUAUUCAUGGAGAUUUAGGGUAAGGGCUGUUCCCAGUUCGAUGCAUUCGUUGCGUGCUGAUCCGAGAGGUUAUAUGGAUAAGGAUAGUGAGGAAACUAGAGAAGAAAAGGGGAAGUCUUGUUCUUUGACAAUUCUAGCUAGGUUGAUUUUCGCUACUGGAUGUGGAGCCUUGUUUGCGUUUGUGAUGCUGUUUAUGUGGGCGAUUUUUGUUAGCAGGCACACAGUGUUCCCCGUCAAGUGUGAACCGGGCCACGAAGAUUUCAGGUACGAGAAGGUCAAUGUGAUUGUGGAGAAGAAAGAUCAAUGUAAUAAAGUUUAGCGGAUGGAGUUUAUGAAGGUUAUGAUUUGAACUUUGUGUUGUUGCUGUUCUUGUUGUUACGAUUGUAGGUAUUCGGCUAAGCUUCGUAUACUGUUUUUGUGCGUUGCUGUAUGUAUCCUGUAAUGCAAUGCAGUAUUGUUUUUUUUAGGUGUAAGCACAUUCUGAACAUUUCUGAAAUGUUGUAUUCUUUGAAAUGCAUGAUCCGUUGCUUAGACCCCAA
Messenger RNA from Hibiscus syriacus, 1435 nucleotides. RefSeq names its product L-type lectin-domain containing receptor kinase VIII.1-like. Bases 31 to 1215 code for a protein of 394 amino acids. Lineage: Eukaryota; Viridiplantae; Streptophyta; Magnoliopsida; Malvales; Malvaceae. The record is from RefSeq and is a predicted model, not a curated record. The transcript has a single exon. Gene Ontology annotation, molecular function: carbohydrate binding.